Messenger RNA from Puntigrus tetrazona (Sumatra barb), 603 nucleotides. RefSeq lists its product as uncharacterized. The coding region runs from base 1 to 603 and encodes 200 amino acids. The transcript has 7 exons. Lineage: Eukaryota; Metazoa; Chordata; Actinopteri; Cypriniformes; Cyprinidae. The record is from RefSeq and is a predicted model, not a curated record.
AUGGGUUCGUCUGAUGUGUGGGAAGAUGAUACAGAUUUGUCUGGUUUGUGGCUUGUGGAAACGAAUGAAUCAACAGCAGAGGAUUUCGAUUUGUGGAACCAAGAUGAGCGUUGGGAGUUAAAAAACUGGAAUAUCCCAGAGCCCAUCAUCACAGUGUACAGACAGCAGGAGGACGGGGAGGUUGUGUUUGUGCUGUGCAAGUUCACCUCAGUGCCUGGAAGGACAUACAGAAGACAGUCUUUUAAGCUGUCUGUGGAGAGUGAACUAAACUACACCAUGGAAACAUUCAGAAACCCUUCUUUAGAUUCUUCAGAGAUGCGUGUGUAUAUGAUCACCGUGAGUCCACCUGCUUCCUUCACCUGUGUGCAUGAGGUCGAUUUUUAUGUAGAUGUCAGGAACGUGAGCAGCCAGGCCUACAAUUACAGUGUUUCAGUCUCGGAUCUUCACGGAGGAGGAGUAUCUUUGUUAUACGUCUGCUUUUCUUCCUUCAUUGCUGUUGGUCUCUUCAUCUUGAUUGCAGCAGUGAUUGUGACCAACAUCAGGAGCAAAACUAAAGACACCGACUCCACAGCAGUUACAAACAAUGACUACACAGAAGUGUAA